AUGACGAUGUACAACCCAACGGCAGAGAGCAGCACGGUUCUGACACCUCUGACGGGUUCAUUGUCAGUGAUGGACAGAGUGAAUGGAUCACACAAUUUUGUGUUGAAGGGUUACUCUCUAACGAAGGGAAUGGGCACUGGAAAAUUCAUUGCAAGCAAGACAUUCACUGUGGGAGGGCAUCAGUGGGCCAUUUAUUUCUACCCUGAAGGGAAGGUCCCUAGUGAGAAUGGUGUUUAUGUUUCCGUCUUUGUCGCACUUGUUUCUGAGGGCACCGAUGUUCGUGCACUGUUCGAACUCAAGUUGCUCGACCAGAGCGACAAAGGGACUGACUUGGUUUAUACUCACUUCGGUCGCAGCCUCGAGAAUGGCCCUUACACUAUCAAAACCCGUGGCUGCAUUUGGGGAUAUAAGCGGUUUAUAAAACGAAAAGACCUCGAGGCAUCAACUUCUCUCAAGGACGAUUGCUUGAAGAUCGAUUGCACUGUUGGUGUUCUGGUGGUGUCAUCGUCUAGUGAUUCUUCUAUGUUAAACGCAAUACAUGUUCCUGAAUCUGACAUGGGGGCAGAUUUGGGGAUGAUGUUAGAUUAUGAGGAAUUAUGUGAUGUUACUUUCUCCCUUGGUGGGGAAAGAUUUCGUGCACAUAAGCUUAUUUUGGCUACUCGGUCAUCAGUGUUUGAAACCUGGCUUUCUAAUGGGGUUGGCAACGAUGACAAGGAGAUAGUUCUCACUGACAUUGAGCAUAAAAUUUUCAAGGCUUUGCUUCAUUUUAUAUAUACAGACACUCUAAUGGAAGAUGAAGAUCUCUUUAUGUGGGAAUCUUCGUCCUUGUUAUCGGUAUCUGAAUCAUUUCCGGCAAAGUUAUUAGCUGCAGCAGAAAAGUAUGACUUGCCACGACUGAAGAUGAUGUGUGAGUCGGUACUUUGUAAAGACAUAUCUAUAGAUUCUGUUGCAUAUAUUCUGGUUGUUGCUGAUCGUUAUCGUGCUACUCAGUUGAUGGAGACUGUCACGAAAUCUGAUAGUUUCCAGUAUCUUAGGAAAAAAUGGCUAUUGCUACACGAGGAGCUGCUAAACAGUGUGGUUGACUUAGACAAUUUUAUUGUGCACGUCCAAUCUUCUGAGGAUGGUUACACCAAUGAUAGGAAACAACCAACCUUAGAAAGAGGUGAAAGUUCAAGGGUUCACCUUUCUGAUGAUGAGUUGAUUAAGACACAGAUCUAUUCAUGA
Sphenostylis stenocarpa is the source of this 1224-nucleotide messenger RNA. The record is from the annotation of a GenBank genome assembly. Lineage: Eukaryota; Viridiplantae; Streptophyta; Magnoliopsida; Fabales; Fabaceae.